ACUUCCUUUACAGAGGGAGAAACUUACAGAGAGUUUGAGCCAUUUUCUCCAGGGCAGCCAGCUAUUGAGUAGCAGAGCUGAGAGCUCAACCCAGCAACUUAUUGAAGAGCCCCGGAUCCUGCCUCUGACGGGGUCUUUGUUUCUCUCGGGAAGCAAACUCCCUCAGAACCCACAGGAGGCCUGCAGAGCUGGACCAUGGCAUGGUGGUGGCCGCUCCUGCUAGAGCUGUGGACAGUCAUGCCCACCUGGCCUGGGGACGAGCUGCUCAACAUCUGCAUGGAUGACAAACACCACAAGGGAAAGCCCGGCCCAGAAGACAAGCUCUACGAUGAGUGCAUCCCCUGGAAGGACAAUGCCUGCUGCACAUUCGGGACAAGCUGGAAAGCCCACCUAGAUGUGUCUCCACUCUACAACUUCAGCCUGUUUCACUGUGGACUGCUGAUGCCUGGCUGUCGGAAGCACUUCAUCCAGGCCAUCUGCUUCUAUGAGUGCUCCCCAAACCUGGGGCCCUGGAUCCAGCCAGUGGGAAGCCUGGAGUGGGAGGCGGCCCCAAGUGGGCAGGGAGAGCGAGUUGUGAAUGCACCGCUGUGCCAGGAGGACUGUGAGGAGUGGUGGGAAGACUGUCGCACGUCUUACACCUGCAAAUCCAACUGGCAUGGCAGCUGGGACUGGAGUCAGGGGAAGAACCGCUGCCCUAAAGGGGCCCAGUGCCUCCCUUUCUCCCAUUACUUCCCUACCCCAGCUGACCUGUGUGAGAAGACUUGGAGCAAUUCCUUCAAGGCCAGCCCUGAGCGACGGAACAGUGGGCGGUGUCUCCAGAAGUGGUUUGAGCCUGCUCAGGGCAACCCCAACGUGGCCGUGGCCCGCCUCUUUGCCAGCCCUGCCCCAUCCUGGGAACUGUCCUAUGCCCUCGUUGUCUGCUCUCUGUUGCUGCCAUUCCUUUCCUGAGAGCCCUUCUUCUCCCACUCACACUCCUGCACAUCCACCAACUAUUGGUCAGGCCAGGCCAUGGCCACCUGUUUCCUCAGGCCUUCCCCUAAAUGCAGUGGCACAGGCUAGGGUCUGCAGUCCUACCCAGUCCCCAGCCCAUGCCACUGCUCCUAGGGAAGGGCCUGAGGAAGGAAGUGACCACUGAGGCUUCAGCGGCUGGUGCCUGAGCCCUGCACAUUUGGUCUGAGGCCCCUUCCACUGCUCUGCUCUGCCUUAGCUGGCCUGGGAGGCAGUUGGGGGCAGGGAGUGCCAAGGUGACUGGCCCCCACCUGCCUUAAGAAACGGGAACUUUCAAGGGGCUCAAGCAUCUUCCCAUCCAGUGCACGCCCACCCCUUUCUGUGACAGCUGAUAGUGGCAGCCCUGGCCUCCUCUCCUCCAAUGGUGUCUCCAAUAAAUCAGCAGUUGACCUCUCCUCUACUUGACUUCCUGUUUUAGCUUUAUGGGCAGGGACCCAACAUGCACACAGUGGGAGUCAGUUUGCUUGCUGUACCGAAGUCUCAAAGUUAGGUUGUUACUUGCCUAACAAUUAUUAACUUCUUAAUAUCUGCUGCACAUCCUCACAACACUUCUCUGAUGGGAGUACUUUCAAUGCCCCCUUUUUUCAAUAAGUGACACACCUUACAAAGACAUCCCUAGAGCCAGGGUGAGGGAUGGGGCCACCCGGCACAUCAGUUCUAAUUUGGCUACCAAAAUUGAAGUGGCUACAUUGACUGCUUCCAGGGUUCCCUCUUUCCUUUUAACCCAUUCAUUUUACCCCCAGAAUCACAGCACACUGGUCUAAAAUUUUGGAAAUCUGAGUUCUAA
Molecule: messenger RNA, 1795 nt
Organism: Callithrix jacchus (white-tufted-ear marmoset)
Lineage: Eukaryota; Metazoa; Chordata; Mammalia; Primates; Cebidae
Gene: IZUMO1R
Product: IZUMO1 receptor, JUNO
Biological process (GO): fusion of sperm to egg plasma membrane involved in single fertilization; sperm-egg recognition; cell adhesion
Cellular component (GO): external side of plasma membrane
Molecular function (GO): signaling receptor activity
Source: RefSeq, a predicted model, not a curated record